Molecule: messenger RNA, 5296 nt
Organism: Vicugna pacos (alpaca)
Lineage: Eukaryota; Metazoa; Chordata; Mammalia; Artiodactyla; Camelidae
Gene: VCPIP1
Product: valosin containing protein interacting protein 1
Biological process (GO): Golgi reassembly; protein K11-linked deubiquitination; protein ubiquitination
Molecular function (GO): cysteine-type deubiquitinase activity
Source: RefSeq, a predicted model, not a curated record
GGCGUGUAUGUCUGUGUCUCUGAGGGAGAGAGAGCGAGAGUGAUUGAGUGUGAGUGCGGGGUAGGGUGGUGGCCGUUACGUUCGGGGCAACGGCUACGGCUACGGCGGUGGAGAAGUAAGAGAAACAACGUCCGGCGCUUCCGCCUUCGCUUAGGAGGAGGAGGAGCUGAUAGGGAAAGGAAAGUGAUUCGCCCUGGGCCUGGACUAGACCGAGUCGGGCCGGCUAGGGUCUGGGCUAUGAGCCUUUGAGGGUCGCUUGGGACGCGGAGCAAGACUCGAGAGCCAAGAGCUAUGUCUCAGCCGCCGCCGCCGCCUCCGCUGCCGCCGCCACCUCCUCCCCCAGAGGCUCCUCCGACUCCGCCGUCCCUGGCGGCGGCGGCGGCGGCUGCUCCGGGGGGGCUCUCGAAGCGGAGAGACCGGAGAAUCCUCUCCGGGAGCUGCCCGGAUCCGAAGUGCCAGGCGCGUCUGUUCUUCCCGGCCUCCGGUUCUGUCAGCAUCGAGUGUACCGAGUGCGGACAGCGGCACGAGCAGCAACAGCUGCUGGGGGUGGAGGAGGUGACCGACCCGGACGUAGUGCUGCACAACCUGCUGCGGAAUGCGCUGCUCGGGGUGACAGGGGCACCCAAGAAGAACACGGAACUGGUAAAGGUGAUGGGCCUUUCUAACUACCACUGCAAAUUGCUGUCGCCCAUAUUAGCUCGCUACGGAAUGGACAAACAGACAGGCCGGGCCAAGCUUCUCCGGGACAUGAACCAGGGCGAACUGUUCGAUUGCGCUUUACUGGGUGACCGCGCCUUCCUCAUCGAGCCAGAGCAUGUUAACACGGUGGGCUAUGGCAAGGACCGCUCCGGAAGCCUCCUGUAUUUGCAUGACACUCUUGAGGACAUCAAGCGGGCCAAUAAAAGUCAGGAAUGCCUCAUUCCAGUGCAUGUGGACGGGGAUGGACACUGCCUGGUGCAUGCUGUGUCCCGGGCUCUAGUGGGCCGGGAGCUCUUCUGGCACGCCUUGAGAGAGAAUCUUAAACAGCACUUUCAGCAGCACCUGGCCCGAUAUCAAGCUCUGUUCCAUGACUUCAUUGAUGCCGCUGAGUGGGAGGACAUUAUCAAUGAGUGUGACCCUCUGUUUGUACCACCUGAGGGUGUUCCCUUGGGUCUGAGGAACAUCCAUAUAUUUGGCCUUGCCAAUGUGUUACAUCGCCCUAUUAUUCUGUUAGAUUCACUCAGUGGCAUGAGAAGCUCUGGUGAUUAUUCAGCCACCUUUCUGCCAGGGCUCAUCCCUGCAGAGAAGUGCACUGGGAGAGAUGGUCAUUUGAACAAACCAAUCUGUAUUGCAUGGAGUAGCUCUGGUAGAAACCAUUAUAUCCCCUUGGUAGGCAUAAAAGGGGCUGCUUUGCCCAAACUGCCUAUGAAUUUACUUCCUAAAGCAUGGGGUGUGCCUCAGGACCUUAUUAAGAAGUACAUCAAACUUGAGGAGGAUGGUGGUUGUGUCAUUGGAGGAGACAGAAGUUUGCAGGAUAAAUACUUACUUAGGCUUGUUGCUGCUAUGGAAGAAGUUUUUAUGGACAAACACGGUAUCCAUCCUAGUUUGGUGGCUGAUGUCCACCAGUAUUUCUACAGGAGGACUGGGGUGAUAGGAGUUCAGCCUGAAGAAGUCACAGCAGCUGCUAAAAAAGCAGUAAUGGAUAAUCGCCUUCACAAAUGUUUGCUCUGUGGUGCCCUUUCUGAACUUCAUGUUCCUCCAGAGUGGUUGGCUCCAGGAGGGAAACUGUAUAACCUGGCAAAAAGUACUCAUGGACAGCUGAGGCCUGACAAAAAUUAUAGCUUUCCCUUGAACAAUUUGGUUUGCUCAUAUGAUUCAGUGAAAGAUGUUCUGGUACCAGACUAUGGAUUGAGUAACCUAACAGCUUGUAAUUGGUGCCAUGGCACAUCUGUGCGAAGAGUCAGAGGAGAUGGGUCUAUUGUGUAUUUGGAUGGGGACAGAACUAAUUCUAGGUCCACUGGUGGCAAAUGUGGUUGUGGAUUCAAACAUUUUUGGGACGGUAAAGAGUAUGACAAUCUACCAGAAGCUUUUCCUAUUACUUUGGAAUGGGGUGGAAGAGUGGUCAGAGAAACAGUAUAUUGGUUCCAGUAUGAAAGUGAUGCAUCUUUGAAUAGUAAUGUUUAUGAUGUUGCAAUGAAACUUGUUACCAAGCACUUUCCAGGUGAAUUUGGGAGUGAAAUUCUUGUUCAGAAAGUUGUCCACACUAUAUUGCAUCAGACUGCCAAAAAGAAUCCUGAUGAUUAUACUCCUGUAAAUAUAGAUGGUGCACAUGCCCAGAGAGUUGGAGAUGUACAAGGACAAGAAUCAGAGUCUCAGCUCCCAACUAAAAUUAUUCUUACUGGACAGAAAACAAAAACUUUGCACAAGGAGGAGUUAAACAUGAGUAAAACGGAAAGAACUAUUCAACAGAAUAUUACGGAACAGGCUGCUGUAAUGCAGAAACGGAAAACAGAGAAGUUAAAACAAGAACAAAAAGGACAACCCAGGACUGUUUCCCCCAGUACCAUUCGUGAUGGUCCAUCCUCUGCACCUGCCACCCCUACCAAGGCUCCCUAUUCACCAACAACUUCUAAGGAGAAGAAGAUCCGUAUAACAACUAAUGAUGGACGACAGUCCAUGGUUACACUUAAGUCUUCAACAACCUUUUUUGAACUUCAGGAAAGCAUAGCCAGAGAAUUUAACAUUCCUCCAUAUUUACAGUGUAUUCGGUAUGGCUUUCCCCCUAAAGAGUUAAUGCCACCGCAGGCUGGAAUGGAAAAGGAGCCAGUUCCUUUACAGCAUGGUGACAGAAUUACAAUAGAGAUUCUAAAAAGUAAAGCUGAAGCGGGUCAGUCUGCUGCAGCCCACUCAGCCCACACUGUGAAACAAGAAGAGGGUGCUGUCACUGGUAAACUGUCAUCUAAGGAACUUCAGGAGCAAGCUGACAAAGAAAUGUACUCCUUGUGUCUUUUAGCAACGUUAAUGGGAGAAGAUGUAUGGUCUUAUGCAAAGGGGCUUCCUCACAUGUUCCAGCAGGGUGGUGUAUUCUACAAUAUUAUGAAGAAAACCAUGGGUAUGGCUGAUGGCAAGCAUUGUACUUUUCCACACCUGCCUGGCAAAACCUUUGUCUAUAAUGCUUCUGAAGAUAGACUGGAGUUGUGUGUGGAUGCUGCAGGACAUUUCCCCAUCGGUCCUGAUGUUGAAGAUUUAGUUAAAGAGGCUGUAAGUCAGGUUCGAGCAGAGGCUACUACAAGAAGUAGGGAAUCAAGUCCCUCACAUGGGUUAUUGAAACUAGGUAGUGGUGGAGUAGUGAAAAAGAAGUCCGAGCAGCUUCACAAUGUAACUGCCUUUCAGGGAAAAGGGCAUUCUCUAGGAACUGCCUCCAGUGCCCCACACCUUGAUCCAAGAGCUAGGGAAGCUCCAGUCGGAAGGAAGCAUACCCCAGGGACAGACUUCAGUAGUAGUUCCAUUAAAACAGAGCCUUCUGUAUUCACAGCUGCUCCUAGUAACAGUGAGCUUAUUCGAAUAGCUCCUGGGGUAGUUACAAUGAGAGACAGCAGGCAGCUUGAUCCGGAUGUGGUUGAGGCCCAGCGAAAAAAGUUGCAGGAAAUGGUUUCUUCUAUUCAGGCAUCGAUGGACAAGCACUUACGGGAUCAAAGUACAGAGCAGUCACCAUCUGAUCUUCCUCAAAGGAAAGUAGAAGUUAUGAGUUCUUCUGUGAAGUCUGGGGGUCUUCAGACUGGCUUACCCGAAUCUUUUUCUCUAACUAGUGGCACUGAAAAUUUGAGUACGGAAACAACUGAUAGCUCUGUGGCAGAGGCACUGGGAGCAACAUUUGCCACAAGGUCGAAAGCACAAAAGGGAAGUUCCGUGGAGGAGCCUGAAGAGAUGGAUAGUCAGGAUGCUGAGAUGACAAACACAACUGAGCCAAUGGAUCACUCUUGAUUUACUUAGAGGCUAAUAAAGGCAGGAUGUUUAUUGUGAAUAUGUAAUUUUUGUUGGCUGGGCCACAUAACUUGAUUAGUCAUUAAAAAUCUUGUACGUAUAUAAUUCAAAGAUUUAUCUUGUUAUUCAGUGCAUGAUAGCAAGUGUGUGAUUGGCAAUAGCUUUUAAUAUACUGCUGCCCAGGCUGGCUCUGAAUUCCUGUAAAUUAGUUAUUAGAUCUGCUGAGAUGACUUUCUUCCAUAUAUGUGGUUCAUUGGAAGUUCUUUGUAAUUUUAAUUCCAUGAAAGUCUUAAUGUUUCAAAUAUGAAAAUUCUCUUGCUAAAUAUGUUUGAUUUCUGAGAAGACUACAACUGGGGGGAAAUAAGAUUUUGCUAAUGUUGAUGUCAUCAAGGUAACCAUUCCACAUAUUUAUUAGUGUGUCAAAGGAUUUAUGUAAAUUUGAAGGUUAUCUGAAUGAAACUGUACCUUGAAAUUCAUAAAAGGAUAUAUUAGACACUGGGAUCCUGACAUUUCUGUGAACGUAAACACAUUUACAGAGGUAUGUAUUCUUGGUGAAAAUAUCUUGAGAAUGGAGUGUAAUGAUAUAACAUUUUGCUGAUUUGAGCAAAGUUAGGAGAAAAUAUCUAUUCUAGAAUGAUAAAGUCAAUGUGAUUCAGUAAUGUUGCUGUCCAAGCCAACACAGCCAAUUGUGUGCUCUGUUGUUAAUAAUAUUUACCAUUAUUUUGAAUCCUGGCCUAGUCAAUUACCACCAAUUUUUUGUUCUUUAAUCUUGCAGAAAAGUUGAUUGCAAAGUGAAGUAGAAAAUAAUAAAAAUAAUGGUAGCAGCACAGUAGUUAAUCUCUAAUUUUCAGAGUUUUGUCAGAUUCACAGAGAAUUUAUAAAUAAGAAUUUAUCUUUAUGAAUGAGUUACAUUGUUCUACGAUUUUGAUCAGUGGUAUUUAAGCUUCUAUAUGCUGAGUGUCUUUGAGCCCCUUUGAACCAAAAAAUCGUUUCCUUUUUUAGAAUUUAUAAGAUUUUCUUCAUUUGUUGGCUUCACUUGGAUUUGGAUGCAAAUCUUACUGCAUCAUACCCUGGUCAACUGGGCAUUUGCUGAAAUAGUGUAUUCAUCAAAUCUUUAGUGCCAGUUUCCUCAAGAAGCAGCUUUCAUGCUUAUUCCUUAAAGACAAAGAAUGCUUAUCUUGAGAUUGGUAUUGCACUAUUUUAUCCUAUUCUGCAAAUCUAUAUUCUGAAAUGUACACUUUAAUCCAUCUUUUCCCUCUGUUCACUAAAAUUAAGUGGAAUCUGAAUGGAUGAAAGACAAAAUGUAUGUUAAUACAGUCUCUUAUCUAGAGCA